Messenger RNA from Anopheles coustani, 4714 nucleotides. RefSeq names its product protein kinase C and casein kinase substrate in neurons protein 1 (gene Synd). Gene Ontology annotation, biological process: cytoskeleton organization; regulation of endocytosis; plasma membrane tubulation. The record is from RefSeq and is a predicted model, not a curated record. The coding region runs from base 1197 to 2717 and encodes 506 amino acids. Gene Ontology annotation, molecular function: protein binding; phospholipid binding. The transcript has 12 exons. Gene Ontology annotation, cellular component: cytoplasm; endosome; plasma membrane. NCBI's taxonomy places the organism in Eukaryota, Metazoa, Arthropoda, Insecta, Diptera, Culicidae.
GAUCGUCCUACUCAUCUCGUACAAAAUUAAUUGUGCAUAUAUUGAUGAUAGUGCGAAAUAGUGUUGUAAAAUCUAUCAACCAUCAGAUGCCCUAUAGUUGGUUAUUGCAAACAGGCCAAAUAAUCAACUACUAGCGGAGUUCUAGCCCGCGUGGUGUUCUGCUACCCGUAUCACCUGGAGCGGUGUAAGCAAACUUCUUUGCGCUGGCCUGCGAUAGUGGUAUUAUCAUUAGUAACAUUUUGUUGUAGAAUUCAUGUGAAUGCGUACCAAAAAGGGAAAACAACAGCGCCAGUAUUCCCUAACUGUCGGUUAAGCUAAAGUGAUCAAUACACUUGAAUGACAAUGUGUUGAUUAUAAAGUGAAAAUUGAGCAAAAGAAGAUACGUGAAUUGUGAAGCCUUUUUAAUCGGUGCAUAAAUUCAGUGAGUUAUCUUCGGCGUCAGUGCAAGUUGAUCGUAUCGCUAUAGAUAACAUCAAACGAGUUUAGCCAGUCCACCGUAAGGAUUACUUUCCCGUCAGCGUUGAGCCAAUUCUUCAACAACGAAGAAAAACCAAUCUAACGAGUAGCAAGGAAUCAUAUGCACAGUGAAAGUGUAAACGGAGGAACAGUUUCAUCCAUCAUCGAAACUUGGCUGGCCGCAACCAUGUUGCCCGCGCUCAGAUGAGAAAUCUUCUUUAUGCAUUGCCGUUUAUGGGGAGUGUGCAGUAGCAGCAUACACAGCUUUUAUCGAGAACCUCCCGUGGAACGAAGCGUGAACUGACCGGUCGCGUUUUUAUUUUGUUUGUGCGUUGCUUCCCUCUAAAACAAAUCCACCCGUACGCCUCGCGUCUAGUGUAUCGUCAAAGCUGACAUUUGCGGAGAAAAAAGGCCAACGGUGACCGUGGAAUCGGCAGCCGGCGGUGCGCAGUUAACUGCGGUCGGGGACAAUUGUCGUUGAUUGUUGACCGACGUUCGUCAUCAUCGGCCAUCGGUAGUCGUUGGUUUUGUUUGCCGACGCCGGAAAAGUUGAGCUGGUGGAACAGGAGUGGAUCGGUGUAGGAGUGAAGGAAGCCACCGGGCACGUUUGCAAAUAGAUUUGACUCUGCCCGCGGAGAACAACAACAACCACAGCAACCCCCGGACUCCCGGGAUACCCACCGGGUACGGAACAAUUUUCUACCCAGCCAGUCCGGACGCAACGACAAACACUGAACAAAAUGUCACAUCACAGCGACGAUCAGCUGCUGCAGGCCGGCAGUGACUCUUUCUGGGAGCUGAACAACUACAAACGCACCACCAAGCGGAUAGAGGACGGUUAUAAGCUCUGUACGGAAUUGCAAACCCUCAUCCAGGAGCGUGCCGAAAUCGAGAAAGCUUAUGCCAAAAAUUUAAAAACAUGGUCGAAAAAAUGGGGCGAACUGAUUGAAAAAGGGCCCGAGUAUGGCACAACGGAAGCGGCCUGGAAGGGUAUGCUCACCGAAGCGGAACGACUUUCUGAUUUGCACCUGAAAAUUAAGGCCAACCUGUGCACGGACGUGACACUGCAGAUUAAGGAUUGGCAGAAGGAGAAUUAUCACAAGUCGAUGAUGCAAAUUAAGGAGCGCAAAGAAAUGGAAGAUCAGUUCAAGCGGGCGCAGAAACCUUGGGCAAAGCUUAUGGCAAACGCGGAAAAAGCUAAAACGGAUUACCAUGCUGCCUGCAAAAUGGAAAAAUCGGCCGCCAAUCAGGAACGCAAUGCCACCAGCGAUCAAUCGCUGUCAAACGAUCAGCUCAAAAAGAUGCAGGAACGGGUACAGAAGCUAAAGGAUGAGGUUGCAAAAUGCCGCGAACGGUACGAACAAACACUGAACGAAAUCAAGGAGUACAAUCCCGUGUACAUCGAGAGCAUGACGACCGUGUUCCGAAAGUGCCAAGAGAUGGAAGAGACCCGACUGUGCUUCUUCAAGAACGUGCUAUUUUCGAUACACAAAUGUCUGAACAUUUCUGAAGACCCGAGUUUGCCACAGAUCUACAAGGAGUUCCACCACACGAUUAACAAUGCUGACCACCAGAAGGACCUCAAGUGGUGGUCGAACAACCACGGUGUCAACAUGGGUAUGAGCUGGCCAACGUUUGUGGAGUACACGGAAGAAUUCCGCGACAUUGCGAAGGGAAUCAAAUCCAAAGAAGCUUUACCCACAGCGCCGAUCACGCUCAUUCAUCAGCGACCCGUUGCCGAAGAUUUGCAUGAAUAUCCACCACCACCGGCAAACAACAAUAAACUCGGCGGUGGAAACCGAAACAGUACGGCCCUCAGCAUUACCAAUUCGAACAGCAACAACCGUAGCACGCCAACCCCGAACAACGAUUCACCCAAAUCGGAAACUGCCUCAACGAAGAACGAAACGACGACACCGACCCGAAACUCGCCAGGACGCGGCAACGCUCCUGGAGCGGUUGUUACAAAUGGCAAUUCUGGAUCAAACGGUAAAGCAAACGAAAGCAAUCCUUUCGAGGAGGAGGAAGAAUGGGACGAAGGCGACGGAAAUGAUAACCUGCUGGUGGAUAACGGAGAACCAGGAGUCCCAGUGAAGGCAUUAUACGACUACGAAGGGGCCGAAAGUGAUGAGCUGACGUUCAAGCAGGGCGAUAUGUUUGAAAAACUAGAAGAUGAGGACGAGCAAGGUUGGUGCAAAGGCCGAAAAGACGGCCGAGUGGGACUGUAUCCGGCAAACUACGUCGAAGUGGUGGCAACGUAAGAUGGGCACAUGGCGGAAUGAACGUCGAUGGAACAACCAAUGGAGCGCGUUAGCGUGAUUAAUGGAUGAAGGUAGUACAAUAGCAAAGAAACUGGAGAUCAGUUCGCAAUGAGCUUGCGUUGGUGGAUUUUAUUAAAAAUCGGUAAAGAAAAGGAUCGAAUCGGACGAUGCGAACACACAACAUACACAUCACCACACAUCCAAAGCGUGAAACAAGAACGUAGUCACAGUAGGAAUAGCGAACGGUAAAACAGGGAGAGAAAGUGGCCACAUCUGAAAUCCGUAACCUUUUUUUGUCUACCUUUUUAUCCAUUUACAUUGCGAACAUUGUCCAAGACAGUAUGUGUGAACUGUUUCCUUGGUAUUCUGGGGCUUUGACAUCUCUUGUUCAAGAAUGGUAAGCAUCAAAAUUUCGAUUGACCAAGAGGUGAAGAUUAGUUUUAUACGAAAAUGAGAAAAUAAUACAGCGAUUUGGUUAUGGAACAGGAAAAGAAGGUGGUAAGCCAUACAAUCGGAAACGCGGCUUAAUCACAGGUGUACCGGUAAAGGUGCAUUCUCAAAAGCAGCACCCACUUAGGGAUACAGCUUUUGUCUGGCAUUUUAAGGUACGCGUACGGGAACGACCAAAAGAUUUUUUUUAUCAAAUAUUUUUGACAAUGCUGUUAGUAACUCCGUACACCAAUGCGUGAUUCGGAUUUGUUUGUCAAAGGCAAAGUGAAAUUUUCUUUUUCGAAACACAUUUAUACUGUACAGUUUUCUUUCUUAUUACGAAUAUUUACAUGCUUUGUAGGAGUCUCUUUUUUGUUUGAGCUACUUUCUUACGAGUGUGUUGAACUCGUUGGCAUCUACACAUACUUUGAUAUUGCCCCAAAACAUGUUAUUAUCUAAUAAUUAGAGAAACAUGUUUGUUUAUUUGCGCAUUCUCUGGUUUCUGAAUGAUAGACGACGUUCCCAUGCCCAUUAAUUGUAAAUUAUGAUGCAAAUUGUUUAUCACUGCAUGUAGCAAGGCAUUUAUAGAGACACAAUGAUGGCAGAUGAUGUGUUUGUUAUCCUUUUCCCGUGGUGCGACGUGAUGAUAGAACCUUUCGAACAAAAUGGCUCAACACGUGCGAGGACGAAUGGACGUAUUACAAUUUCUGGUAUGAUACGGUUUAACUAUCACAUCCCACGUAAACUUUUAGAAUUUGAAUCGCCUCGUAGAAUUGAAUUCACCAAUUUUGAUAAUCUAGCGUUGUAGGGAAACAUAAUUCCGGGAUUAGUUGAAGCGAAUAUACCAUCGCCCUGUAGAGUGUGAAAAUUAAAAAUCGAAUAUUUUCUAGCCUCUCCAAUCGUGGUAUCUUUGUAGAGCAAAUGAAAAUAUUAUCGGUAGAUUAAUGCUAAGCACUGGUUUCCAUCACUUCCUUUCCUUCCGAAAAAUACACGUGAGUAGGAAGAAAAUCGACCAGCUCAAAAGCGAGCUUAGUUUAAUUGAGGAAGUAACAUUCGCUCCAAUCCAAAUUUUCUUUUUUCCUCCCAUGUCUGGUAGAAGAAUUAAAAGCAAUUUGAACAAUGAACAAAUAAAACUGAUGCUUUAAAUUUAGAAACCCCAGUUUAGACAAAUAUCGCACACCGGCGAUGACAAGCUUGUUUGAAGAUUGAACAUUUAAGUUGAUAACUCAUUGUCCUAUCGUUUUAUUGUUAUCAAAGGACUUUUAAAAGCAUAUGGAUGAAAGGGAAUCUUGGGAUGGAUAUUGGAGCAUAACGCCCAUUAUACAAAAGAUAUAAACCACUAGCUGCGAAAAUAAAAAAAAAAAACAAAUGAGAUGAAAAGAUAUGAAAGGGAAAUAGUAAGUAUUGCAUGGGGUAAACGUCGAAAAUCACGUUUAUAGCUCGUUUAUGGAAUGAAUGAGGAUGGUCGUCAUGGAAAAGGCGAGAAGAGGGAAAAUGUUGUGUAUUAUAUUAAGUUUGAGGAGAAAAAAUAUAUACAUAGAAAUAUAUUAAGCAGUAGUAGUAUUGUA